Molecule: messenger RNA, 193 nt
Organism: Dentiscutata erythropus
Lineage: Eukaryota; Fungi; Glomeromycota; Glomeromycetes; Diversisporales; Gigasporaceae
Source: the annotation of a GenBank genome assembly
AUGAAUGGUAUUGGGAUUGUUACUGAUAACCAAAUGGCAAUUAAAAUCUUCAGUAUAGCUGCCCCAUACUUAAUGAAACUAUUCAAUAUCAACAAAGAAGUUGGAACCAUAUCUCUUACAAAAAUGCUAAAUUUCAUAAGCGUUGGAAAGGAUAAGAAAAAGACAUAUGUCUAUUCUAAACUUGUCAAUGAAG